AGAAAAAAUCACUUCACUUGCCACAUUUAACAAGAUGGCGGCGCAAUAUUCAGAUUUACCAAACGAAGAACGGACUGAAAGUGACAAGGGUAAACAGGCCGAAGACUUCUUGUGUACUUCUGAUGAAUAUCAUGACAUCACCUGUACACUGUGUUCCAAAGAAAGAAGAAAUGUAGCAGCGACGAAAUAUUGUGUUGAGUGCGCUAAUUAUUUAUGCGGAAAUUGUGUAGAGCAACAUAACAAGUUUAGCGUGAUGAAGAGUCACCGUAUUGUCGACAAGGCUGCAGCAAAGCAACAUAAAAGCGACCAGAAUAUUGACUUGCCGGUACAGAAAUGUGACAAACAUCAUGGAAAACUUUUGGACAUGUACUGCAAGAACCACGAAGAGGUGUGCUGUGCUGCGUGCGCAGCUAUUGACCACAGCACGUGUAAAGGAAUGGUGUAUUUGCCAAACAUGGUUAAGGAGUUAGACUACCAACAUAACCUUGAAGACACCUUUUGUUGGCUCAGCCACAGCCGAAUGAAAAUGGCACAACUAAAGCUAGCAAGAAUAAAACAUUUCGAAGCAUUCGAAUAUGAAACGAAAGAAAUCAUUGAAGAGAAAAAAUGCAUUCGACAGAGGCUGGACACGCAUUUUGAUGAUCUAGAAAAUAAACUGAAAAAAGAUAUUGAACAAGAGCGCGUAAUUUUCAAAGCCGUUACAGAUAAUGAGGUAAAGAAGUUUGAAGAAACAAUAUCGGCACUGGAUGAUCAGAAACAAACCUUGGAGAGGUUUCGUGAGAGCGAAAAUGCAGCUUCAAUCUUCGUACAGACUAAAAUAGCCAGUAAAUACAUUAAGGAAGCAGAAAAGGUUGAAAAGUUAACAGAAGGUACACCUGAGAAGAGGAUAUACUUUUUACCUAACCGGGAACUAAAUAGAAUUCUCGACUUAACAUCGCUUGGAAAAACAGUAGAAAAUAUACCGGCAUGUUCAACGGAAUUAUUGAAAGUCAUUUCAAUCAAAACGUCCAAGGAAAAGUCGGUGCCAACUUACAGUGGAAUAUGUUCUCUGGAAGAUGGAUCUACACUAAUCUGUGACUGGCAAAACCAAAGCCUGAAGCGUUUAGACGAGAAAUACAGGGUCAUAGAGCAUCUACACCUUCCCGGUCAACCUUAUGACAUAUGUAAAAUAGAUGCUUCAACUGUUGCAGUCACGUUGCCCAAAAUGAAGAAAGUACGUUUUGUUUCCACCGAAAAUCAAAUGAAACUGACUUCUUCCUUUGAGACUGUUGAUGCAUGCCGUGGUAUUACAUACGUUGAUGGUCUAAUAUACAUAGCAAGCGGCGGGUGGAAAAUUUUCAAGGAAGGCCCAGGGCAUAUUGAAAUUUAUAAUGCUUCCGGUGAACUUUACUCCUCCCGGUUUGACCAACAUUUAUCUCAGCUGGGACACAUCAGCAUAUAUGGUUCUCGGCUUUACGUUGCAUCCAACGAUGGUUUGAUUAUUAUGGAUGCCGACGGUCUUGUCUCCAAAAUAUUUACACAUAGGGACAUGCAUAAUCCUCUUGCAGUGUGUGUCGGUCCUGGUAACUUGUUAUUUGUUGGAGGAUGGAGCUCCCACAAUGUGAUGUUGCUACAUAACGAAGGACAGCUAAUACAAUUGUUACUUAGCCAGAAGAAUGGAAUCAAGGAUCUUCACACGUUGUACUAUGACAAAAUCAGAUCACGACUUAUCUACACGAUGCGUGAUUCAAAUAAGAUCAAAAUUUAUGAUCUGAUGUUUAAAACUUGAUAGCAUACUCAAGGCUGGGUUCCCCAAAUUAAUCAUAGCUUGUUGAAGCAACCUAUAUUCGUCUAAAAAUGUGGUUUCUUUACCUGACUUUGGAUACGUUGCCAAGUAUACAUCAUCAUCUCUUAUUUUCAAGUCUCGAACACGUUCUAUGUGAGAUUUCAGAUCUUCGUUCGGUAUUUUCUUCAUCUGGCCUGCCCUGUGUAAAAAUUGGUUAUAUUUUCAUGUAAUUUUCAUCAUAUCAUUCAUUUUUCAUUUUUAUUGACAUUGAAUUAAUUGUUGAAACAGUAAAUCAGCACAGACGAGACUUUGUUAUUUACAAUAUACAAUGUUGAUCAAUAGAUUUCUAAUACAGCGUAUUACCAAGAACGACUUGAAACCAAUAUACAUAUUGGGUUCAGACAAUGAUAGGUCAGGAUUUCAUCUCUAUACAUGCUACAUGUUUUAUUGCAGCUUGAUACCACAUUGUUUAUGAGCCUCAAGACGUCACUGUUGGGUAGGAAUGUUCUAUGUGAUGUUCUUACCCGUCCUUUACCUCUGAAUCAUGUCUGAAAGUGUGCGUGGCAAGAACAGAAUCAUACAUUACUGCCUGAAAUGCUGCAAAGAAAGCAGAUAAACAAAAGAUUAAAGAUUGGUUCAAAAUAUUCUCCAUAAACAGUUUUACUCAUAGUGUACGGCGAUAUACUUACGAAUAUACUAGACCGUAAGCACAUACAAAGCCGCCCUUUACCCCAUCAGCUGAUUCUAUGGUUACUUUUGCCAUCUAGUCUCCCUUGCUGUAUUUUGGGCGUUUUCCUGAAACAAUCGAAAUUAAUUCAGAAACAUAUGGUAUAUUGUUUAAAAAGGGACAUAGCUGAAAAAUAAUCGGACAUUGAAGACAAUGUAUUUAAAAACAGACCAUACUAAAAUAAUAAUAGGGCGUAAAACAAAAAAAAGUAUUUCUCCGCUUCAUGUCAAUUAUGUGUUCAAAAAUCCGUUUGAACCGGAUAAAAACUAUAGGAGUGAAGUGCAUAAGAAAGUGAAACAGACGAACGGAGGGACAGUUAACACACUUUAUGCCUUCCGAGUCUUCAACACUGGGGACAUAAAAUGAUAGGGAGAUUUAAGUGUCUCUACUUAAUGUCUAAUGAUACGUAUUAAAUACAGGCUGAAUUAUCUUAAUUCAGUUAGAUUUGCCCUUUCUUCGACCUUAACCUGUAGCGAUAGUUUUGUAAUUAUCAUCAAGUAGUAUCUAUAGCAAUCUUACUAUUGUGUUAUUACCACUGAAUAUACAAAUACUAACGUAGGGUCGAUAUGAUUUUACAAUUUCAAGUCAGAGGGCAAGUCAUUGUUUUCUAUAUCUCUAUUUUAAUGGUUACGUAGCAUACCAGAAAUGAAUAUUAAAAGGUAGUUGCUCACUUUUUGCGAACAUAUUACUUAAAUAUCUAUACUAAAUUUCUUGAAUCAACGGAAAUCACUACCUGGCUUAAAACUUAGAAAUAAAGCAUGUUUGAACUUUAA
Molecule: messenger RNA, 3265 nt
Organism: Mercenaria mercenaria
Lineage: Eukaryota; Metazoa; Mollusca; Bivalvia; Venerida; Veneridae
Exons: 2
Coding region: 35-1768 (577 amino acids)
Biological process (GO): positive regulation of DNA-templated transcription
Cellular component (GO): nucleoplasm; chromatin
Molecular function (GO): ubiquitin-protein transferase activity; zinc ion binding
Source: RefSeq, a predicted model, not a curated record